This is a messenger RNA of Hirsutella rhossiliensis, 1140 nucleotides long. RefSeq names its product heterokaryon incompatibility protein (HET) domain-containing protein. NCBI's taxonomy places the organism in Eukaryota, Fungi, Ascomycota, Sordariomycetes, Hypocreales, Ophiocordycipitaceae. The record is from RefSeq and is a predicted model, not a curated record. Bases 1 to 1140 code for a protein of 379 amino acids. The transcript is spliced from 2 exons.
AUGGCCCAGAGUAGGCAGCACCGGCCAUACGAGCUGCAGGCCUUUAUGGUCCAGAGUGGGGGCAUUAUCGCGGCCGAGGCAUGCGUUCGGCUCAUCUCAGAGUGCGCCGUUGGACUGGGCAAGUCCCCUCGCUUCCAUGGCCGCCGCGUGAAUCAUGAGGCGGCCGACAUGUCACUAGCCCUGUCGUGGAUCAAAGAGUGUGCCGAGUCUCACCACUGUGGCAAGGGGGUCGUGGCGGAACGGGCAGGCGUUGGAGAUGGCCUCACCUUGGUUGACGUGAAGCAGGAUUGCCUCGUAGAGGCUCCCUGGGACUCCAAGUACAUUGCCCUGAGCUAUGUUUGGCCCCGGGUCAUCGCUGACGCUAUGAACGUGGUACUCUUGCUAGGCCAGCGCUUCCUGUGGGUUGAUGCCCUGUGUAUCGUUCACGACGAUGGCGAAACAGCCGAGCGCUUGAUAAAGGCCAUGGAUCAAGUCUACGGCCGAUCCUUCCUCAUCAUCGUUGUGGCCUCAGGGAGCGACCCUUCACAUGACUACGGCAUCUCGGGCAUCAACGGGCUGCCCAGAAGCAUCAGGCAGGACUCGGCGAGAGUCGACGGCCUUGACUUGGUCGCGGCUCUUGCCAACUACGACAAGGCGCUACGAAGCAGUCUCUGGUCCACUUGUGGCUGGAUUUUUCAAGAAGGCAUCCUCUCUGGGCGGUGUCUCGUGUUCUCAGAGCAGCAGAUGUAUUUCCGAUGUGGACACGACUCGAGAUGCGAAGACGUGCGCGCCGAGGGGCGCGGCAGAUUCGACAAGCACGCAGCCAAGCCCAUCGUCCGAGGCGGACAGCUGGACUACCUCGGCAGCGACCACUUCCUGCGACAGGUCUCCUCGAAAAAUAUCUGGCAAGAGUAUGCACUCUUGGUGAGCGGAUACACGUCGAGAAACCUAACGUUUGAGGAGGACGUCCACAAUGCCUCCAAGGGAAUUAUGCAAAGCUUGACCUCGCUAUUGGGCCCCGUUGGUUUCUUUAUUGGGCUUCCGAUAGGCUUCUUUGAUGCGACUCUUCUCUGGUAUCCAACGAGCCGGCUGCGUCGGCGGCAGGCCCAGACCGGGGAUUCCAGAAUGUCUCUUCUGCCCACCUGGUCAUGGAUGGCCUGA